This is a messenger RNA of Anoplopoma fimbria (sablefish), 1607 nucleotides long. RefSeq names its product vesicle-associated membrane protein-associated protein B-like. The transcript is spliced from 6 exons. Gene Ontology annotation, cellular component: plasma membrane; endoplasmic reticulum membrane. Gene Ontology annotation, biological process: endoplasmic reticulum membrane organization. The record is from RefSeq and is a predicted model, not a curated record. The coding region runs from base 187 to 939 and encodes 250 amino acids. NCBI's taxonomy places the organism in Eukaryota, Metazoa, Chordata, Actinopteri, Perciformes, Anoplopomatidae. Gene Ontology annotation, molecular function: FFAT motif binding.
CCCCUCAGUGACGUCGCUGCUCCUCCGUCGGUCGCGUCUGUUAGCACAGUUAGCAUUAGCAGGUAGCGCAGCUGUCGGUGUCGCUCGUCGGUCGCUCUUCCCGUGUCCUCCUCCCUCAGCAGCAGACCGUGUCUCCGGAGCUCCCUGAGCCGUCGUCUCCUCUCCGCCGUCAGAAGCCGCGGGGACAUGGCCCGCACGGAGCAGGUCCUGCUGCUGGAGCCGCAGCAUGAGCUCAAGUUCAGAGGCCCGUUUACAGAUGUUGUCACUGCCACUCUGAAGCUCACCAACCCCACGGAUAGGAAUGUGUGUUUCAAAGUCAAGACAACCGCGCCUCGCAGAUACUGUGUGCGCCCAAACAGUGGCAUCAUUGACGCUGGAAACUCCGUCAAUGUUUCUGUUAUGCUACAGCCGUUUGACUACGACCCCAAUGAAAAGAGUAAACACAAAUUCAUGGUGCAGUCCAUGCUGGCUCCAUUCGGCAUGACUGACAUGGAAGGAGUUUGGAAGGAGGCAAAGCCUGAAGAGCUGAUGGAUUCAAAGUUGAGAUGUGCAUUUGAGAUGCCUCUAGAAAAUGACAAAACUCAUGAGAGUGAAACCAACAAAACUGUGUGUUCCUCUGCCUCCUCUGUUAAGACUGAGCUCUCUACACUGCCCAAGUCAGCCAGCGCCUCCCUGGAUGACGGGGAGGUGAAGAAGAUCAUGGAGGAGUGUAAGCGGCUGCAGAUGGAGGUGCACAGGCUACGGGAAGAAAACAAACAGAUCAGGGAGGACGACGGGCUGCGGAAGAGAAAGGUGACCUCAAUGGGCUCUCCUCACUCUUCUUCCUCCUCCGCCAUGGCUACCUCAGCCAUGAGGGACGAAGGCCUAAGCACCCGCGUCCUGGCGCUCUGCGUUCUCUUCUUUGUCAUUGGAGUCAUCAUUGGCAAGCUGGCCCUGUAGAGACACAGACAGACAGAGAGCACAGUGACAGACGGGCGGACGGCGUGCUCGGCAGGACACGUGUCAAUGACGGCAACGGGGAUGUCUUCUGGGUUUCUGUUUGUUUCUCUUCCUUUUCUUUUCUUUUCUUUUAACAUUUAAGGCAAUAUCACGAUGGUUUGUCUGGAUGGAAUAUAAUUUAAUGUGUAAAAAGAGAACGAAGCAAGGUGAUCCCAAGUUAAACCAUGAGUGUGAGGGGUUUUGUCACAGGUUUUGCCUUUUGUCUUUUUUUUUUUCUGAAGUAAUCACCACCUCUGAUCUGUUCUUUCCGUCCAUCCCUCCUUCCUAAAUGAUCUUCCGCAACUUGCACAGGUAACAGUUAGUGGUGUGUGGAAGUGGCGUCACGCUGGCUGAAUGUCUAAAGUCUUUUUGUUGAUUCUUUAUUGAUUCUUAAGUCUUCAAGUUUCUCACUCACAUUGUCUAUAAGAAAGAUCUAACACUCCUCUUCUGAUAAUCUCUCUUCCACUUAUUACUGAUAAUCUACAAGAAGAGGUGAACACAAGUGAUCAGUGAAAGACUUUUUCUCUAGAUUCAAACUCAAUGUAUUGUUUUCGUAAACUGUGUGUGUGUGUGUGUGUGUGUGUGUGUGUGUGUGUGUGUGUGUGUGUGUGUGUGUGUGUGUGUGUGUG